Messenger RNA from Anopheles gambiae (African malaria mosquito), 2576 nucleotides. RefSeq names its product transmembrane protease serine 9. Gene Ontology annotation, biological process: proteolysis. Lineage: Eukaryota; Metazoa; Arthropoda; Insecta; Diptera; Culicidae. Gene Ontology annotation, molecular function: serine-type endopeptidase activity. The transcript is spliced from 8 exons. Bases 268 to 2349 code for a protein of 693 amino acids. The record is from RefSeq and is a predicted model, not a curated record.
UCCGAAGCCAAACGCCCAAAGUCGUCCACGUAGUGUUCGCGUUUGAAUAAAGUCAUAAAAAUGCAUCAUGGUGUAGUAAAAACAGUAAACAACUCACGACAGUGUGAGAAGAAAGCUAUGAAGCGUGCGACAAGGCAGGCGACUACAUUAUGCUGAAAGAUGGGAGAGAAAGUACUGAAGACGAAACCUGACCAACGGCACUUGCAGACGUCGAUCGCUACUUGGAUGCGUGAGGACUUUUAGUUCAAGUUCAAAUUCGUCGCGCUGAUGGCGUUUCGUUCGGUGUGGUGUCUAGCCUUAUCGUGUUUAGUGCUGGAAGGCGUAGUUUCUCGCACGAUGGCCAACGAAAGCAAUAGUACAGUGCAGUAUUGGGACCUGGCUAGCGAGAACCUUACUAUUCCGGGACGUUUUGCUUGGAAUGAUAGUUUAAUGAUUGAUCCGAAUGGUUUUAUAGGAAAGGCACCGUUGCUUAACAGUGGCGUAUGGACAUGGAUCACGACCGUGUUUGGAAUGCCUAUUUUUAGUGUGUUUGCGUACAGGGCAGCCCCUCGUAACUGUGCACCUUGCUCAUGUGGGACAAAUGCAAAUAAUUCAAAAAUUGUCGGUGGUCACGAAGCUGAGAUCGGGCGUUACCCGUGGAUGGUGGCACUGUACUACAACAACCGGUUUAUUUGCGGAGGAUCCUUGAUCAACGAUCGGUACGUCCUGACGGCAGCGCACUGUGUGUUUGGUAGCGAUCGGUCGCGUUUUAGCGUGAAAUUUUUGAUGCACGACCGCACAGUUCCCAAGGAGGAUUCAUUCGAGCGUAAGGUGUCCUACAUAAUGACGAACUGGUUCUUGAACGUGCUCGUUUUCAUUACGAACGACGUAGCUCUUUUGAAACUGAGCGAACCAGUACCACUGGGCGAAACAAUUAUCCCAGUGUGCUUACCACCGGAAGGCAACACAUACGCUGGACAGGAGGGAAUCGUGACCGGCUGGGGUAAGUUGGGUGAUGGUACGUUUCCCAUGAAACUGCAGGAAGUACACGUGCCGAUACUGUCGAACGAGCAGUGUCACAACCAGACGCAGUACUUCCGGUUCCAGAUCAACGAUCGUAUGAUGUGUGCUGGGAUUCCCGAGGGUGGUAAGGACUCCUGCCAAGGUGACAGCGGAGGACCGAUGCACGUGUUCGAUACCGAAGCAAAUCGGUUCGUGAUUGCGGGCGUCGUAUCGUGGGGCUUCGGCUGUGCCCAACCACGGUUUCCGGGCAUAUACGCCCGAGUGAACCGAUUCAUUUCGUGGAUUAACUUCAAUACUCGAGAUGCGUUUGAAUGUCAGCAUCAUCUGCAUUUCCUAAUGCGCGAAAUGCGCGUGAUCACCAGAAAGAUCCGUUCAGCGUCUGAUCGGCCGUACAAGUCUUUCCUGAAGUGUGUGUGUGUGUUUCGGUGCUGUGUCGAGGCCAUUUCUAACCUAACCAUGAUAAUGAAUCGUUCCUCAUCCGUUCACUUGAUGGCAAUCUGGGUUCUGAUGCUGACAACGCUAGCUGUCCCAUUGCUAGCAGCUCCCGUUUACAACUCCAGCGAAUCCUGUGAUUGUGUUUGUGGAGUUGGAGGACGCACCAAUCGCAUUGUCGGAGGCUCCGAAGCCGCUGCACAUCAAUUCCCCUGGUUGGCUGGCCUUUUCCGCCAGGGCAAACUAUACUGCGGAGCAUCGGUCGUUUCGCGCAAUUUUCUGGUCACGGCAGCACACUGUGUAAACUCGUUCGAAGCGAGUGAGAUUAGGGUUUAUCUCGGAGGGCAUAAUAUUGCCAAGGAUUACACCGAGCUUCGGAGAGUGAAACGAAUCAUCGACCACGAGGAUUUCGAUAUAUUCACGUUCAACAACGAUAUUGCUCUCCUGGAGCUAGAUAAACCACUGCGCUAUGGACCCACCAUUCAGCCAGCUUGCCUCCCGGACGGAAGUGUAAUGGACUUUACUGGAACAAUCGGUGUGGUUGCUGGAUGGGGAAGGGUGGAGGAGAAGCGUGCUCCAUCCAAGACGCUGCGAUCCGUUGAAGUUCCCAUCUGGUCACAGGAGCAAUGCCUUGACGCUGGGUAUGGCAGUAAGAAGAUCUCUGCCAACAUGAUGUGCGCCGGGUACCACGAUGGGCAGAAAGAUGCUUGCCAGGGUGAUAGUGGUGGCCCGAUGCAUAAGAUGGGACUGUUUGGCAGCAUGGAAGUGAUUGGAGUCGUUUCGUGGGGACGGGGAUGCGCCCGCCCAAAUUUGCCCGGUAUCUACACGCGCAUCGUCAAUUACUUGCCUUGGAUUCACGAGAAGCUUGCCAACGAAUGUCUCUGCCCGCCUAAGGAUGUUGCUCGAAGGAUUUGAUGUGACUGUGAAGUUACACGACCUAGAGACACAGAAGUGUGCUGUUGAUAAUUUAUUCGUUUUCUAGUCACAACAUACCAUAGGAUGUAGAGGCUGAUGAUUCGGCUGUAACUAUUAGCAUGUAAGAUAUGGCUACAUUCGCGUAUUGUUAUGAAACGUUUAUUAUGCGGCAGAAAGUAAAUAAAACCAGAAACACAUACGACAUUCCAUGUUCCGUGAAUGAGUCA